Blepharisma stoltei is the source of this 2614-nucleotide messenger RNA. Lineage: Eukaryota; Ciliophora; Heterotrichea; Heterotrichida; Blepharismidae. The record is from the annotation of a GenBank genome assembly.
AUGUCUUUUAUUCCAAGCACAAGCUUUUUUGAUGUAAAAUUUAUUCAGGCUCCAGGAGAUAUUGAAAAACCACAAGCUAUUCAAGUGAAAAAAGUCAUAAAAAGACCUCCACCUACAAAUAAAUUAAAAUUGCUUACUGAGUCCAAAAGCGAGCCUAUUAUUCCUGAUCAAAAAAAUCGCGCGGUUCAAUUUUAUGAAUCAUCAGUGUUAAAACUUAUGCAAAAUGACGAUGAAGAGGUAAAAGAACCUGAAAUUUUGCAACUGGAUAUGCCGCUGAUAGAUGAAGAAAUCAAGGAUGAAACCUUUAAUAAAGCACUUAAUCAAAAUUUCGCAGAAAUCCCUAAAAAGGCCAAAGAAAAGCUAAAGCAAAAGCCAAAAUUUAAAGAAAACUUCGUGAAGCUAAAUCUAAGCAAAGGGAAAAGCUUUUCUAAAAUGGGGAAAACGAGAUAUGGAAAAAAGGGCAAAAAUAAAGCAUUAUUUGAUCCUACAUCUUACGGGAUGGAACAAAGGAAUAUUGUCUCUUAUUCUGAAGGGUUUACUAAUAAAGUUAGAACUGAGCACACAGACUGAGCAGAAAUCUUAAAAACUGAGUUUGGUUUUAAUGAUUGGAGGGAAGGACAGCUUGAGAGCAUCCAAAAAUUGACAAAUGGAAAUAACGUUUUAACAAUAUUGCCUACUGGUGCUGGAAAAAGCUUGAUUUAUCAAUUUUCUGCAAGAAUUUUAGCAGGUCUCACAAUUGUGAUAACACCUCUUGUCUCGCUUAUUACUGAUCAAAUUUUAAGGCUGCCAGUAUGCUUAUCAGGAGCUUGCAUUCAUGCUCAAUUGCCACCUCAGCUGCAAUUUAAAAUCUACCAAGAAGCAAAAGAAGGGAAAAUUGAUAUUCUUUAUUUAACUCCAGAAAAGUUUCUUUCAGAUUGUUUUAAAUUCCAAAAUAUUUCUUUAUUUUGUAUAGAUGAAGCUCACUGUGUUUCUCAGCUAUCAUUUUCAUCCAGACUUUCCUAUCUACUAAUUCCGAAAUCCACAAAUUCUUUAAGAAUUCUUGCAUUAACAGCUACUGCACAUAAAGAUACUUGCAAAGAUAUUUCAGAAAUUUUACAUAUUACAGAAGUAGUGUCAUAUGGCUUCCCAUUGCGGAAAAAUAUUGAAAUAAAAAUCUCUAGAGAUCCUGACAUUACAACAGCAAUUGGAAGAAUAAUUAAAACUGAUGAAUUCAGAAAAGGAAGUGUUAUUAUAUAUUCACCAUUUCAAUACCUAGCAGACAGUGUGGCCCAAUGGCUUAAAAGCAAAGGAGAAUCAGCUGCAAGCUUCCAUGGAGGUCUGCCAGACUAUAAAAAAGAAAAAAUCCAAGAAAACUUCAUGACAGGAAAAAUUAGAGUCUUAGUUGCUACAGUUUCGUUUGGGAUGGGAAUCGAUAAAGCUAAUGUAAAAGGGGUCAUUCAUAUGUACUUGCCUAAAACGUUAGAGCAUUUAGUGCAGGAAACUGGCAGAGCUGGAAGAGAUGGCGAAAAAUCAUAUGCCCACAUUAUAUUGAAUGAAAGAGAUAUGUUUCAAUUGAGAUCAUUAGGGUACACAAAUCAUAUAACAAAAAGACACAUAUACAUAUUUAUCUACACAUAUAUUUUCUAUAAAUAAACACUAAAACUGCUUAUUUAUUAUAAAAAUCAUAAUCCAACUGGUAAAAGCUAUAAAUCGCAAUGGAUUUAAAAGGAAAAGAGGAGACAAUGAUAUUUCCUCAAAAGAUCCAUCUAUAAUUAAGCUGCAAGAAACAUGCGAAGAUAUGGGCUUAGAAAAAGACACUCUUUCAUCCUUAUUAUUGGAGCUUGAAAAAAGAGAUGUGAUAACUUUAAACCCUUUAACAUACACAGCUGUCCAAAUCCGAUUUCAUAAAUCGCAACCUGAUCAAUUAGCAGAAAAAUAUUCUAUCAUCAGCCAUGUUCUUGCGAAAUCCAAAAACUACGCAGGAGUGAGAAAACUUUAUAUUCCUGAUAUCACAGAAGGCAUAGGCUUGUCCGUACAAGAUGUUAUACAAGUGCUAAGGAGGCUUGCAGCUACAGGUGAAAUUUCAUGUGAAUUCUCUGAAGAAGCUUUUAUUUUGGAACCAAAAAAAGUUCCAGAAGACUUUGAGCUGCUUAAACUGGCAAAAGACGUGGAAAUGUAUUUUUCACAAAUAGAAGAGGUUUAUCGAGAAAAAAUCGAAACGUGCUAUAAUGUUUUAAAUACAUUCGCAGCAGAUUCUUAUGUUUCCAGCAAAAAUUGCAAUGAAGAACUUGGGGAUUAUAUUAAUACAUAUAUGAAUGGCAAUGUUAAAGAAAUGCUGCCAGAGCAACGGCUGCCUUUUGAUAUUGAUAUGGAUAUUCACUCGGUAGUAGGAAACUUUGAUGGCAUCCCAGAUACAAAAGAUAUAGUUUGUGUGAUGCAAGGAAUUAAUUCAAGGAGAACGCCUUCUGCAAGAUGAAAAGAUCACCAUAUGUGGGGAAGAUAUACGAAAUACCCAUUUCCUCUAGUAUAUGAAGCAGUUGAUGAAUUUAUUCUUGAUGAAAUUGAAAAUAAAAUCGAAUAUCGAGUGAAAAGACAAAAAGAAGAAACAGGUGAAAUAAUUGAACAAGAUAAUUAA